Dothidotthia symphoricarpi CBS 119687 is the source of this 2349-nucleotide messenger RNA. Its product is annotated as carbohydrate esterase family 4 protein. The record is from RefSeq and is a predicted model, not a curated record. Bases 1 to 2349 code for a protein of 782 amino acids. The transcript has 2 exons. Gene Ontology annotation, biological process: carbohydrate metabolic process. Lineage: Eukaryota; Fungi; Ascomycota; Dothideomycetes; Pleosporales; Dothidotthiaceae. Gene Ontology annotation, molecular function: hydrolase activity, acting on carbon-nitrogen (but not peptide) bonds.
AUGCGUCGUUCUGUUUUAAUUGGCCUCUUGGCCGGAUUUGCCAGCCAGGUCUCAGCAGCCUGCAGCUCGGCACUCAAGAUCGAUGACUUUUCCAAAUGGUCGUCCAACACCAACAGCUUGGGCUCGUGGACAAGCGACGACGGCUCCAUGACCUCAAUCACGGCCAGUGGUGGAAUCCUCUCGUUCAAGCCAAAGUCUGAAUCUUACUUCUAUGAGACCUUUACCUGCCAGGCUGCAAGCACCAACGGCUAUAACUCCCUUCAGUUCACUGUCAAGGGCCCCGCCAGCGGUUCCGCUACUCUGGAGAUCCAGACCCAGGCCUCUUGUUCAGCCACAAGUUACACCUCGUACUACACCUCCAUCUCUGGCCUGACCGGUAACUCUCAGACCAUCACUAUCCCCCUGAGCCAGUUCACUGGUGCUAACGCCAACGCCAUCACCGGGUUCGUCUGGUCCGGCUUCUCGUCCACCACGGCAACAUGGCAGUUCAGCAACGUUCAGUUUGGCUGCGGUGGUGCUGGUUCGGGCUCCAGUUCAACUGUCCGAUCCAGCUCGACUGUCCGACCCAGCUCGACCGUCCGAUCUAGCUCGACUGUUGGUGUGAGCUCGACUGUUCGUCCCAGUUCCUCCACGCUCAUCACUUCUACAAGGCCCAGCGGAACCUGCAGCCCCCUUUUGAUCGAUGAUUGGUCCUCGCAGUCUCGUCUUACCUUCUUGUUUUAUAACUCCUUCACACUAUCUACCUCUUCAGAUGGCACCAUGAAGUCUCUCACUGUCGGAAAACCAUCUUCCAAUCGCGUGGAAAUUGUUCCCACUGACCGCAGCUCUUACUUCUACAGUCAAUUCCCUUGUGUCAACGCGAAGAACAUGUAUGGAGGUAUCUCGCUCCGCAUCAAGGCUCCUGCUGGUACUACGCUCUCGGUUGAGCUUGACUCCUCCAAUACCUGCGAUCCCGGCGUCGCUGUGGCCGCAACCCAGUCGUCUACUGAUCUCGGCUGGACCUUUGAUGGCACAGAGAAAUUGUACCUCAUCCCGUUCUCCAAGUUCCCCAGCCUCAACACUGAGAAGCUCGUUACGAUACUCUUCUCUCAGUUUUCGACCACCGUCUCCUUCGGUCCCAUGGCUUUCUACUGCGGCAGCACUGGCGAAUAUAUCGUUACCACCAGUACCAGUCCGGCUGGUCCUACCGGCACUGUUGCCGCACCCUCCGGCACCGCUGCCGCUCUCGUCGUUGACAAGUUCGCAAGCGCUGACAGCAACGCUCUCGGCAACUGGCACGGUGGUGAUGAUGGCAUGGGUCUUACCUACUCUGCUGGCAAGCUCACCAUCAAGUCUGACGACGCCGACUACUCUUUCUACACUCAGGUCUCUGCGAGCUGUAGUGAUUUCAGCAAGUACAAGGGCUCAUACCUGCAUAUCGCAUACUCCGGCACUGUGGCUUUCACUGUCGCUCUGCAGCAGCACAAUACGGCUUGCAACCCUGACAUCGCUCCUUACCCUGAGACCUGGGACUCUGUCGAGGCUUCUCGCUAUGCCAAGAAUGGUCACAUUUACAUCCCAAUGAACCACUUCAACGUUGAGAUGACGCGUGUCGUUGGAUUUGCUCUCAAGGGCUUCUACAAGUCAGACGCAGUUGUUUUCUCUGUCAUCGAAAUUGUGCCUUCCGUCCCUGCCGGUACCGUCAUUCCUAUUGACGAGGAGAGCGGUGACCUCGUUUUCGCUUGCAAGCGCCCUAACAGCUUCGCUUUCGCCAUCGAUGACGGUUCUCCAGAAUAUGCCCAGGAAGUUUUGAAGAUCAUCCGUGAGGAAGGCAUCAAGGUGACUUUCUUCACCGUUGGAGCCCCCCUCCUCGACGCAUCGACCAACCUCACAAACGUCUAUCGUGAGAUGUCGGCCGCCGGCCACCAGCUUGCCAUGCACUCUUUCACGCACCCCAAGAUGGAGGGUCUUUCCGACUACGCAUCCAUCGACUGGGAGUACAACGAGGACAUCAAGGCCAUGAAGCAAUCGUUCAACGGUCUCGAGACGUCUUACUUCCGUCCUCCCUUUGGUACCGAGGGCGCCCGUAUGCGCUCCCGUCUUGCAAAGGCCGUCGGCAAGAAGCCCACCAUUACCAACUGGUCCGUUGACGUCGAAGACUGGUUGUGGGCGGAGUCCAACACCCCCGAGCAGCAGCUCACUGCUUUCCAGCGUGACGUGAACAAGGGCGGAAACCUAGUCGUGCUACACUACCUCUACCCGUCGACCGUCGGCUACCUGAGGCAGUUCAUCCAGAUUGCGAAGAAGACCGGCAAGCAGCUUAUGCGUGUCGACCAGUGCAUGAUGGAUCCCAACGCUCCUCCUUUGUAG